AUUCUCUUCUACUUGAGCUUCUUCCUUCAUAACGCACAGGGCGUAGAUGAAGGUAGAAAGAUAAAAUAAGAAAAGAAAAAUUGAAAAAAAGAAGAAAAGAAGAAAAGAAAAAGAGAGCAUAUCAUGGCGAAGGGACAACAAUUAGAAGUGCUAAAUGCACUUGACGUUGCAAAGACGCAAUGGUACCACUUCACAGCAAUUGUGAUUGCUGGUAUGGGAUUCUUUACAGAUGCAUAUGACCUGUUUUGCAUCUCUUUGUUGACCAAGCUUCUUGGUCGUAUUUACUAUGACACUCCGGGAUCUGGUAAGCCAGGAGCAUUGCCUAUCAAUGUCUCUGCUGCUGUUAGUGGAGUUGCUCUUUGUGGUACCCUAGCUGGCCAACUCUUCUUCGGUUGGCUCGGAGACAAGAUGGGGAGGAAGAAGGUGUAUGGUAUCACCUUGGUUAUGAUGGUUGCAAUGUCUAUUGCCUCUGGUCUCUCCUUUGGGAGCUCUGCCAAGGGUGUUAUGACAACACUUUGCUUCUUUCGCUUCUGGCUUGGAUUUGGUGUUGGAGGAGAUUACCCUCUAUCUGCAACAAUCAUGUCUGAGUAUGCUAACAAGAAGACUCGUGGAAGUUUCAUCGCUGCUGUCUUUGCUAUGCAAGGCAUGGGUAUCUUGGCCGGUGGUAUUGUCUCUCUAAUUGUUUCAUCCGCAUUUGAGGCCAAAUUCAAGCCUCCCCCAUUCAAAGUCAACGCUAUUGCCUCCCUCCCACCAGAGAGCGACUACAUUUGGCGUAUUGUCUUGAUGUUCGGGGCCAUACCUGCUGCCACAACAUACUAUUGGCGUAUGCAGAUGCCUGAGACUGCCAGGUACACCGCUCUUGUGGCUAAGGAUGCUAAGCAAGCAGCUUCAGACAUGUCCAAAGUCCUAAAGGUUCAGAUUGAUGCAGAGGAGGAAAAGGUUGACAAAAUAGCAAAGAGUGAGAGGAACCAAUUUGGGUUGUUCACUAAAGAAUUUGCUAGACAAUACGGUGUUCGCCUUCUAGGAACCACCAGUACAUGGUUCUUACUCGACAUUGCAUUUUACAGUCAAAACCUUUUCCAAAAAGAUCUUUUUAGCUCCAUCGGUUGGAUCCCACCAGCAGCAGAUAUGAAUGCAAUCAGGGAGGUGUAUAUGGUAGCAAGAGCUCAAACAUUGAUCGCCCUAUGUGGAACCGUCCCCGGCUAUUGGUUCACUGUCGCUUUCAUAGACGUCAUUGGACGUUGGUGGAUUCAGAUGAUGGGAUUCUUUUUCAUGACUGUUUUCAUGUUUGCCAUUGCCUUCCCCUACAAAUAUUGGCAACAAAAGGAGAACCGUAUCGGGUUCAUUAUUAUGUAUGGGCUAACCUUCUUCUUUGCCAACUUUGGUCCUAAUGCCACAACCUUCGUGGUUCCCGCAGAAGUCUUCCCGGCUAGGUUGAGAUCUACUUGCCAUGGUAUAUCUGCAGCAACUGGAAAAGCCGGGGCUAUAGUAGGAGCCUUUGGAUUUGUGUACGCCUCGCAAGAAAAGGAUCCGGCUAAGAGAGAUCAUGGUUAUCCCGCCGGUAUUGGGAAGAGUAAGUCUCUUAUCGUGCUCGGUGUCAUCAACUUUAUUGGUAUGCUUUGCACUUUAAUGGUUCCCGAAUCUAAGGGUAAGUCACUUGAAGAAUUAGCUGGCGAGGUUGAGGUCGAUGACGACCGCAGAGGAUCCGCUUGAUUAACAUUGCGGUGAAUUGGAGCUGUUGCCUACUUCUUAAUUAUCAGUUGUUCGGCUCCAAUAUUUCUCUUGUUUGCUACUUCAGUUGCUUUAAUACCUUCCUGUUGGUUAUAUCCCUUUACAACCAACCUAGCCUUAUUUCUUACAAUUGUACCAUAUUCAUCAAGUUUGUUUCGAAAGACCCAUUUUAAACCUAUGACCUUUUUAUCUAGUGGCUUAGGUUCAAGAUGCCAUACCUGAUUUCUUUUGAAUUCAUUAAGUUCCUCUUGCAUGGCUAUAAUCCAGUCAGGGUCUUCUAAGGCUUCUUUAUGGUUGCAAGGUUCCAAAGUAGAUAGAAAAGCAUUGAAGGCACAGAAGUUCCUCAUUUGCGAUCUAGUCUGAGUUCCUUCGCAUAAGUCACUAAUAAUUUUGUCCAGUGGGUGUGACUUUUGGUGCUUCCAAGGUUUGGGCUGGAAGGUUUGGAUAGUAACUAUUCUUAUUUUCUGAGCCAGUUGCUUCUUCUUCAGUGAUUUCCUCUUGUGUUAUUGGUUCCUCGGCAGGUUCUUCAAUCUGAGGUUGUUCUAUCGAAGGAACUUCAGUCAGUAUGUCGAGUUCCUUCUCCGGAUUUUCAUGAUUUUCAUUUACUCGAGUUGGCUGCUUAUUUGGAAUUAUUGCAUCUUCUUCUUGUUCUUGAGAACGUACUAGACCAAUUUCAAAGUCAUAGUCCUCAUGUUCCUGUGUACAUGGAAGUGGAUUAGUUUCAUCAAAUAUAACAUGCACACUUUCCUCAACACACAUAGUACGUUUAUUGUAAACUCUAUACGCUUUACUGUUAGUAGCAUAUCCAAGAAAUACGGCUUCAUCACUUCUUUCAUCAAAUUUCCCUAUGUUUCUUUUACCAUUAUUAUGCACAAAACAUUUACAACCGAAUGCUCUAAGAUGAGAUAUGUUCGGUUUUCUGCCUUUCAUCAGUUCAUAGGGUGUCUUAUUUAAUAUAGGCCUUAGCAUGACACGAUUUAUAAUAUAACAGGCUGUAUUCACGGCUUCUGCCCAGAAGUUCCUUGGAAGAUCGCUGGCUAUUAACAUGGUUCGAGCCAUGUCUUCUAAGGUUUUAUUCUUCCUUUCCACAACUCCAUUUUGCUGUGGAGUCCUUGGAGCUGAGAAAUUAUGACUUAAGCCUUGUUCCCUGCAUAAAUCAUCAAAUUUAAAAUUCUCAAAUCCAGUGCCAUGAUCGGAUCUAAGGUGUAUCAGUUGAUGACCUGUGGACUUUUGAAUUCUCCUGGAAAAUGUAACAAACUCGUCAAAAGUCUCAUCCUUACUAGACAUAAAAAUAACCCAUGUAAAUCUAGAAUAAUCAUCAACAAUUACUAAGACGUACUUCUUUCCACUUCUACUUUGAAUUCUCAUAGGACCACAUAAAUCCAUAUGAAUUUAUUGUCGCUUUCAUAGACGUCA
Chenopodium quinoa (quinoa) is the source of this 3147-nucleotide messenger RNA. Its product is annotated as probable inorganic phosphate transporter 1-3. The transcript has 2 exons. The record is from RefSeq and is a predicted model, not a curated record. The coding region runs from base 124 to 1713 and encodes 529 amino acids. Gene Ontology annotation, molecular function: phosphate transmembrane transporter activity. Gene Ontology annotation, cellular component: membrane. Gene Ontology annotation, biological process: transmembrane transport; phosphate ion transport. Lineage: Eukaryota; Viridiplantae; Streptophyta; Magnoliopsida; Caryophyllales; Amaranthaceae.